Symbiodinium pilosum is the source of this 921-nucleotide messenger RNA. The record is from the annotation of a GenBank genome assembly. NCBI's taxonomy places the organism in Eukaryota, Dinophyceae, Suessiales, Symbiodiniaceae.
AUGUUUAUCUUGUUCUGGGCCCUAAGCCAAGAACCUCAACAAUCUGAGGUGCUGGAUGCCAGUGGCUCUGUCUCUGACAGCGACUGGCGUGAGAGCCUGCUGUUCGCGAGAGAUCUUGCUGUUCAAUUGAAUGCUUCCGUGCCCCAGUUUCGUGCGGGCUUGGGGCAGUUCUCAAGCGACUUCCAGAACAUCUUCCCUGUGAGUGAAGAUGUAUCUCCUCUUGCAGCGCUCCCCGAAGGCGUCAAGGCCUCAAGGGGCGGCACUCAGACGGCCAAGGCGUUGUGCGGGAAUUCCUUUGGUAGCUACACCAAAGAGGAGGAGGCCAAAGACCGCUGCGUCGGUGGUGCCUAUGGCAUGCUGAUGGCAGCGCCGCCUCAGCCGCCAGAGAAUCUCCCCCCCAACUGCGAAGAGCUUUCCAGCUCAAGCAUGAUUAUCCUGGUCACAGAUGGAAGGCCAGGCAAAAACGAACAGUCGUCUUCCAAGAUGGCCUCCGCAUUCUUGAAGUCUGAGACCAACAUCACCGUUGUUGGCAUCCUCGUGAAGCACGAGGCUGAGGAAGUGGAAGGGCAGAUUCUGUACGCGCUGUCUUCCUGCUGCCCUGCAGAGUCCAUGAUGGUCACAACUACUGGCGACGUCCAUGCGGCCUGCAUGCUUCCGAUGAACGAAACCUGUCCGUACAUGGCAUCCAUGAAGGACUAUGCUGCACUUCGGCGGAGCAUCGACGGAAUUGUGCAGACUCUGAGCGACGAGCUCCAAUGUGAAGGCCUUCGAGAAUCGGUAUCUUUCUUGCCGGACUCGCGCAGCCUUUGGUUUCUGGUGCUGCUGUUGCCGGUCGUCCUGCAUCAAGUGUGGCAGCGCUGUUUGCGGCACCCUCAGUCGCCUCAGCUCAGCGAUCUACGCUGUGUGAUGAUCAGAAUUUGA